Molecule: messenger RNA, 664 nt
Organism: Dacryopinax primogenitus
Lineage: Eukaryota; Fungi; Basidiomycota; Dacrymycetes; Dacrymycetales; Dacrymycetaceae
Exons: 5
Coding region: 80-664 (194 amino acids)
Source: RefSeq, a predicted model, not a curated record
GGAUGGGUAUUCCUCAACACAAUCACCAUCUCAGCUCACUCGAAUACGACAAGUCUGUCAUUGAAGUAUUCUGUCAACAAUGCGUCCUCUGACGCGCUCGCUAUUCAGGAGCGCACGGCUACCUCCUCGCUCUCCGGCCGCCUCGGCCGGAGUAUUUCGUCAAUACUCGCACAUUCAGCAUCCCAACCACGCAGCCACGCCAGAUGAAUGGCUCAUCUACUUCGAGCAACGCGACGCGCAAUUUGAGAGAACAGAGCGGGAAGUUAUUGAGCUUAGAGAGAAACUCAGUAGGAUGGAGACUGCGCAGGCUCAGAGCGAGGCACAGCUCGAGAACUUGAGAGCCCAGCUCCUGAAGCGAAAGACAGACUAUAACCUUCUCACUGCAGCUGAGCUCGUAGUCGAGGCCGCCUACCGCAACGGCACCAUCACCACGAGCGCUGACAAUACCCCGCAAGUGAUCGUCUGUGCGCUGACGGAGCUCAAGAAAGACCCGCUGCUGACGUCGCUCGCUGGCGAAGAAGGCGGGCUUGAUGGACGCACUCCAGAUGAGCAGCGGCUACGAUUUGAUGCAUUGAAUAUGUCCGAUGAGGCAGGAUGGUAUAUUGACAAAUCGUGUGUUCGUGCGUUUACGAUCGAACCGAUCCCCGUGGACACGCACGGCUAA